AUGGCUUCACGGACUGGCGUGUCCGUGUCGCAGUUCGCCGAGCGGUUCUAUCAAUCAUGGAUGAACCCCCGGGGGAUCACAAAAGUCGGGGAACCGAAGUCGUUAAGCCUUGCCUCAAUUAAGCUGCCAUGGAAAAUCGGUCUCGCAAUUAGCGGCGGUGCCGAUUCCAUGGCCCUCGCAUUUCUGUGCAAACAGAUGGAAAGAAUGUCUGAUCCCGGAACGGUCUCCUUUACGGCCUUUUUGGUGGAUCAUCGAGCCCGCCCGGAAAGCAGCCAGGAGGCCAACAUGGUGGCUGGUUGGCUACGUGACAUAGGUAUCAAAACCAAGGUUCUCAAGCUAGACUGGCGUUUAACUGCAAAAGCGGCAACUGCCGAUCCAACGCAGAAGCAGUCUGCGUUUGAGACCAAUGCUCGUAUGCUGCGGUAUCAAGCUCUCGGCAAAGCUUGCCUCCGCGCUGACAUCAACACUAUCCUCCUUGGCCAUCAUCAGGAUGACAACGUUGAAACGGCCAUCGCGAGACUAUGUACAGGAGCUCGGGGCGCUGCUCUUGGGGGAAUCUCCGAAAUGGCGAGAAUUCCCGAAUGUCACGGGCUCUGGGGCAUAUCUGAAGGCGCUUCAUGUGCAAAGCUGCUUGGCACACGAAAAAGCGAUGCUUUUCCUGUCAAGGCUCGCAUCCUAGACAACAAUAGAGGUACAAUCAGUUUCUAUUCCACAGGAGAAAUCCCGAUCUAUGCAAAGAAAAAACCGCAGUCUGAAAAUGACCAACCACCAUGGUUGUCAUUACAACCUCCAUUCAGUUCUUCACCACUUCUGACUGCAACCGGAGGCAUUUUUCUCUGUCGGCCUCUUCUUUCUUUCCCUAAGGCUCGGCUGGUCCAAACCUGCAGAGAAAACAAGAUUCCCUUUGUCUCCGAUCCCACUAAUUUCGACCCUACCCUCACUACCCGCAAUACUAUCCGGCACCUCCUCUCUAAGAACGCCCCCCCCCGCGCAUUGCAAUCUGCAUCGAUUCUUUCUCUCAUUGAGACCGGCCAGGAAAUCCUCCAGAAAACGAAUGAUCUUUCUGAUGAAAUGCUCGCAUCCCGAUGCCGUAUCCUCGACUUUAAUCCCAGAGCGGGAAAUCUCGCCAUCGAAAUCAAGGACGCAGCUGCGCAAGAUAGGAAAUCCCGCGCCCUUGAUCUCAAGAUGCUAUCAAGUGUCGUACGUCGCGUCACAGACUUGAUAUCGGCUGCACCUGCACACAAUUAUGCUCUGAACCGUUAUGACCCAUUUGUGCCCAACCUAUUCCCCAAUGCUAGGGACAUCGACACUUGGAAUAAGUACCUCAGGGACAGAAAACCUUUUACUGUUGGAGGUGUAUUGUUCAGCCCUCUCAAACCGAAAUCCAAGAUGAACCCUGCAACCGCCACGCCCGAAUUAUUGGCUUCCCUACCCAGCAUGAAUAUCUGGGGACUCUCUCGCGCGCCAUAUAUGAGAAACCGGAAGCCAAUCAUUGAAUUCAAAGAAGAUACAUGGACACUGUGGGACUAUCGACAUUGGCUUCGAUUUACCUUGAAACCCGAAUUGACAUCCAACCUCCAAACAACUGCUGGUUUGAAGCCGCCCAUCCUUGUCGUUCGCCCAUUUGAAAAAUCCGAUCUUGAUAGGAUUCUUCACGAGGACGGAACGUUAGCGGGAGAGAGACACGGAAGGGUAGCUCCUGCUGCCGCAGAUGUCUGGAAAUAUAUCAAUGACAUACUCGCACUGGAGGCUGACGGUCCAGCUCGGUUCACCAUUCCCGUCUUGACAUUGGAGGAAUCUAGUCUCUCUGAACCGACAGAGACUCCUGAGCGCUUACUUUUGAUGCCUACUUAUGGCAUGUGUCUCUCCGGUCUGAAGAGGGGCCCGGCCUUCAAUGAGAUGAGUUUCUUCUGGAACGGAGUUUGGUGGAAUUUGACCUGGGAUUGGAGGUACAAAAUGAUUGACACCGAGGCAGUGCGCCUAAUGAAUGGGCCAAGUGUAAGUGAUCAGCCUACUGAGUAUGGUACAGAAUUCUAG
Messenger RNA from Penicillium maclennaniae, 2037 nucleotides. Its product is annotated as tRNA lysidine(34) synthetase. Gene Ontology annotation, biological process: tRNA processing. The transcript has 3 exons. Gene Ontology annotation, molecular function: ligase activity, forming carbon-nitrogen bonds; ATP binding. The record is from RefSeq and is a predicted model, not a curated record. Lineage: Eukaryota; Fungi; Ascomycota; Eurotiomycetes; Eurotiales; Aspergillaceae. The coding region runs from base 1 to 2037 and encodes 678 amino acids.